Messenger RNA from Selaginella moellendorffii, 978 nucleotides. Its product is annotated as RING finger protein 32. The coding region runs from base 91 to 978 and encodes 295 amino acids. Gene Ontology annotation, molecular function: protein binding. The transcript has 6 exons. The record is from RefSeq and is a predicted model, not a curated record. Lineage: Eukaryota; Viridiplantae; Streptophyta; Lycopodiopsida; Selaginellales; Selaginellaceae.
GUGGACUUGUUAACAAGCCCAGAGGGGAGUUGACGGAAGAAGAGUGGCGAAUCGCUCGCGAGCAGUCGAUGGCGAGGAGGGACGCACUGCAUGGCUGUCCAAUUUGUCACGAAAUUUUUAUUCGUGGAGACCAGCUUUUACUCAGCUGCUCUCAUGUCUUUCACAAGGUUUGGAGCUCUUCACGGAUGGUCUUUUAGUGCCACGGAAAUCACAUCAGGGUGCCAAUAUUUGCAGCAAUGCUUGAAACGUUUUGAGAAGUUCUCAAGGCAACGCUGCUGCCCGGUGUGCCGGACCGAGCACUAUCAAACCAUGGCCGUGAGGAUACCAUCGACUUUGUACAAGAACUUCUUUGCAACAAGGAUACAGACGGCGUACAGGGCUUACAAGUGUCGGAGAGAUUACGCUGAGUACAAAUGGAGACAUCCACCUGAAGAUCCAGGCAAACGAAAGGAAUGGUUUGCAAAAAAGCUUGAAUCGGCUUCAAACCGACUGCUGGAUCAAAUGGCUGUAGACGAAGACAAUGUGAAGCUCCUCUUGGCCAGCAUCGACAAUACUCUGGCCAGCAGUAAGCAGAUUUACGAUGUUCUUGGCAGCAGAGAUCAAACGAAGGAGGUGGACAAUUUAAAUCUUAAUGAAGAAAGCGAUCUUAAUUGGCACCAGGUGAUCGAAAAGGCUAUUGAGAGAUAUGACAUUGAUUGUUCCAUUUGCAUAAUGCCGCUGCAAAAGGAUGGAGGAUCCAACCUUAGCCUGCUCAGCUGCAGCCACUUAUUCCAUAGCCAUUGCAUCUCGGAGUUUGAGGCGUUCCAUGCAUCGGCAGAGCUCUUAUGCCCGAUUUGUAGAACCAUGUACAAGAGAUUUAACUCUGGCUUGGAACGUGAAAAGGUGGUCCUGGGAUGUGAAAUGGUGGAAAACUGGAAGGAGGGAAAUGGAAACCAGGGUGAAAUGGUGGAAGAUGGCCACCAGGUGGUCCUGGAAUGA